Molecule: messenger RNA, 1744 nt
Organism: Tripterygium wilfordii
Lineage: Eukaryota; Viridiplantae; Streptophyta; Magnoliopsida; Celastrales; Celastraceae
Product: RNA-binding protein BRN1
Exons: 9
Coding region: 155-1465 (436 amino acids)
Cellular component (GO): cytoplasm; nucleus; ribonucleoprotein complex
Molecular function (GO): mRNA binding
Source: RefSeq, a predicted model, not a curated record
UCAUUCAAUUUCCCAGCGACGACUCCACGAAGAAAAUAUAGAAAAAUUAGAAAGAAAAGGAAAAAAAAAAACAAGAAUCUAGAGAGAGAAACAAGGAAUCAGAGAGAAAAACAAGGAGACAGCGAGGAAGAAAGACGGAGAGGAGUUGACAUUAAUGGCGGAUGGAAGGAAGGAGAGGAACACUCACGGCGAUGAGAGCGUUAAGCUGUUUGUAGGUCAAGUGCCGAAGCAUAUGACCGAAGCUCAGUUGCUCGCAAUGUUCAAAGAGUUCGCUCUGGUGGAGGAGGUCAAUAUCAUUAAGGACAAGGCAACUCGCGCCUCCAGAGGGUGUUGUUUUGUGAUAUGUCCGUCGAGGCAAGAGGCGGAUAAGGCAGUCAAUGCAUGUCAUAAUAAGAAGACACUAUCAGGGGCAUCUAGUCCAUUGCAAGUGAAGUAUGCGGACGGGGAGUUGGAAAGGCUAGAGCACAAGCUUUUUGUUGGCAUGCUUCCGAAGAUUGUUUCAGAAGCCGAAGUUUCUGCUUUAUUUUCUAAAUAUGGAAAUAUAAAAGACUUACAGAUUUUAAGAGGUUCUCAGCAAACAAGCAAAGGAUGUGCAUUUUUGAAGUAUGAGACUAAAGAACAAGCCCUUGCUGCUCUUGAGGCCAUCAAUGGAAAGCACAAGAUGGAGGGUUCUAGUGUUCCCCUGGUUGUCAAAUGGGCAGAUACAGAAAAGGAAAGACAAGCUCGGAGGUCUCAGAAGGCUCAUUCGCAAGCUUCUAAUGCGGCAAGUAGUGAGUCACAACAUCCUUCAUUAUUUGGAGCUUUGCCAAUGGGAUAUAUUCCCCCAUAUAAUGGAUAUGGAUAUCAGGCUCCUGGUACCUAUGGACUUGUGCAGUACCGUCUACCAGCAAUGCAGAAUCAAGCACCUUUCCAUAAUAUGAUUCCUCCAGUAAACCAAGGAAACGCAUUGCGUGGAAUCACACCAGAUCUUGCUUCUAGUAUGACUCCCAGAAAUUAUCCAAUGCCUCCUGCGAGUUAUAUGGGGUCUGCAUAUCCUGGACUGCCUGGCAUUCGGUAUCCCAUGUCAUAUCCUGGAGGAAUAAUGAGUCAACAGCCUUCGAGUGGUUCACCUAGUUCAGUGCCAGUUUCAGUUACUAAUAGUAACUCGUCACCAUCUUCAAGCACUGGUACAAGUUCUCGGUGUCAGACUGAAGGUCCACCUGGUGCCAAUCUUUUCAUUUAUCACAUACCUCAAGAAUUUGGUGAUCUAGAGCUUGCCAAUGCUUUCCAACCAUUUGGAAAGGUUUUAAGUGCUAAGGUUUUUGUUGACAAAGCAACUGGUGUCAGCAAAUGCUUUGGAUUUGUCAGUUAUGACUCUCCAAUAGCUGCUCAAGCUGCUAUUAGUAUGAUGAAUGGGCGCCAGUUAGGAGGUAAGAAAUUGAAGGUACAACUUAAGAGAGAGAACAAGCUGAGUAAACCUUAUUGAUUGGAAGGUGAGCCAUGGAAGGAAGCAGAAUACCCAUAUGUGCUCGCAUGCAACCUGCAAAUAUUCAAAUUGACCUCAGUUUCAGAAUCUUGGGGUGGAUGAUGAUUUGUGAUUAUAGCAUUACUGUCCAUCCUUCCUGUAAUUACGUCAGAGGAUAUAAAUCUUGAAAGCUGUAAUUCAUGGCACACUCAGCACCAAGACAAUUUGUAACAUGUAUCAUGGAAGUUCCUUUAGACAUUGAUUAUUGAUUUAUUGAUUUUUCCCUCAUUAACUUCUUUC